GGAUCUGAAAGAUUGGUUUUGUUGAGAUAAAUUUGAGAUGGGUUUUGUAGACAAAUGUACCUCUGUGUUUUAACUUUUGUGGCUGCUGCUGCUUCAACUUGUACUUGGGCGCUGACUGCCGCAUUGCAUUUUCGAUUUUCGUGGAUCGAUGUGUCUCCCGCAUUUUACACUGUUGUCGUGUGGACUUUCGCCUGUUUUUUCCGUUGUUGUUGACAGACUCUGCUAAUUGGCAGAAAAAAAUGGAGAUGCGGGGUAUCGAUCCCCGUACCUCUCGCAUGCUAAGCGAGCGCUCUACCAUCUGAGCUACAUCCCCGAUGGUCUGUGUCGUGAUUCAGAAUCAAACACAAAACUAGAAGAACUGGAUUAUAACUUGCGUGCUCCUAAUGUGAGGGAAGGCGUCUGGGACGUGAACCAAAAGCCGUCAGGAAUUGGGAACAGAACGCUACACGUGUUCGUUUAUUCUUCUGUAGUUCCUGGUUCAUUCAAGGGAAAGGGGCGUUGUAGGGUUUACCGCGACAUGGUAUCCAUGGUGGAGUGUAAUUUUGAGUGCACAGUUUGGAGUUUGAGCUUAUAAAUAUCCACCAACACUAUGGACAAGAACAUGGUGGGAAGCUACAAAUCUUGGUGUUUCUUUUUCUGCUUUGAAUUGUAGCACAGGAGUAAAGAAUCAAGGAUGGAAAAGGAGCAGGAAUUGGAGUGGCCUGAAGCACAGGAGAUUGCAAUAAGGAAAGACUAGACUUGGUAGCUGCAGCUACACAGCAGCUACGGUUCCUUGUAGAGAUCGACAGGCAUUGCCAACUCUAUGAUGGCCCUGGCUUUAGAGCGGUGAUAUUUAUAGGGAAAUAAACUAACCAAGUUCUGCAAUUUUUUUCUAGAUAGGACUUUUAACAUGUUCAAUAGUAUUUGUUCGCAAAUUUUCCAAUUUCAGUUAAACGCUUUGAGGAAGAAGGUGGAUGAUUCCAAGAAAAUGUUUGUGGAGGUGGUUGUGUGAGAUGAUCUUGCCACCAUCAGUUGUUACAUCUUAAGACUUGCGCAGUAUAGACACUGAUUUCUUUAAGGUUCUGUUUGAAAGUGUGGGUGUCACAGGCUUACCUUGCAGGCACAAAAAAAGACCUCUUUUUAACAUUCAGUGAGAAUCACCCAGAUGUGUUUUUCUAUGGCAAGAGAAGAAUAAAUAUCUAGUCCGAGGCAGAGGAGAAACAAGUUGCCAAUUUUCCAAUGUGAGCCCAUAGGAGGAACCUGGUCGGUCAACUUGUGACAUAAUCUUCUCCUCUGCAUCUGGAAACGCCUUUUGGAGUUUUUGGGGACAGCUUCAAUAUCUUUAGAAGAACAUACGAAACCAUGUUCUCCACUCUAAGUCGAGAAGUGGUUUGAAUUGAGGCCAAAUUCUGGAACUGUGGGUUCACAGCCAAUUAAUCGAGGGAUCAUAUCCCAGCCUAUUAAUCUAGGGAUCAUACUAUCGUUCCCUCGUCCAGUCCAAGCGCCGGUCAUUCUGUACCUUGUUGCUCAUCAACAGGAAUUUUUGGAAUGACCACAUCUAGAGAAACUCAUCUACUCGCAGAUUUUGAUGGAACAGGAUGGUCUCUGCCAAAUUAUGGCCGGUGGUUUCAGAUUCAGAAUAAUUCGACAACAUGGGUCACUUCUUUGAGCUCAAGCUUCCAGGAAAUGAGGAUCUAUUUCAACCCACCUUAACCAUACAUGCUUGGAUGAAAUUCUGACAAGUCCAGACAUGGAAUCUUUCUGGAAAAACCAUAUUAAUGCAUUUCCAUCUUAAGAUUUCUACUCUUGCUGAUUUUAAUAUCUAUUUUUUUCCCUUCAGAUGCUUAUUUUACUUGGUGGAAUCAUGAAGUACAAAAGGGAAGGUGUGAGAAGGGGGAAAAUGUACAAGAAGAGAUCUCAAGUAAAGGAUGCGACUUUAGCUGGGUGAUGAUGUGCAUGCAAUAGCUGGGAAAGGUAUUGAAGUUGCUGAGAAUAGCGCAUCCAACGGAGAAUGUGGCACUGGGCCUGAGGCAACGUUGAUUUCGGUGGAGGAGAUAUAGUAAAGAGCACACAGUGCGGAGGCUGCGGUGGUUGCGCUGAGGGGGCUGUAGAGGUGGUGUGUGGCUGGGCUACGACCCAACCCAAUAAAAGGCCUUUAUUUUCGGUUAAGUUGCUUCAAACAACGAGCGAGAAGGAGAUCAUAACUUUUCGCAAACACGCGCCAAAAAACAGGGGUAAGACUUCCUAGAUCAAUUAGCUCGUUGGAGCAGCGACUCGAUAACAAAACAACAGUAAUGGUGAAAGCGGUGGUGGGAGAUGAAACCCAACUCAAUUUAGCCGAAGAUCGCCUCAGCCAAUCUGGUCUCACCUCUCAGGUGGGUCUGGUUAUAGGCAAGCUCAGCUCUUCGUUGGACCGGGGCUUCGUCUAUGAUUUGGUCCCUACCCCUCCCAAUGAUGCCGGUGAGCCAGCUUGUUCGCUUAUCGAGACCACUACCGCCGCCACUUUCAAAGAUGACAAGAAAAAGGGAUCCAAAUCCAAAUCACAGCCCGCCGAUUCUUCCACCUUGGCUAUCGAUAGAGAUUGGGUCGCCGAGCAUGCCCGCCAAGUUUCGCGAAUGCUAGUGGGUGGCAUGAAUGUGGUUGGCAUUUAUGUAUGGAUUAGUGAUUCCUCUUUCAAGAAUUCGACUAUUACGCUUUGCCAGCUUUUGCAGACAGUAAAGGGAGUUGCGGAAGCUGCACCCAUCCAGGAGACUGAUUAUGAUAAAAGGCUGCUUAUUCAUAUAUCUUAUAGUCCAAGGAGGUGGACAUGUCGAAACUGUAUUCUCUCUUCAAAUAUUACGUCAAGCAGCAUACGGCCUUGCGAUUUCAAAAUGGGAAGGGUCUUAAGUUUGCUUCAGACGUUUAAGUGCACAUAUAACUUCAAACUCAGCUUGCCCAUAUGUCAAGAAAAUACAUCAAAGUCCUCAACGUUGAGUGCGAUUCUGCGUCAUGGAAUCUCAGUUCAUGCAAAAGAGUUAAGAAAUGCAAUUGCUUUAAUUGACGGGAAUCUGGUUGUUAAUGAAGAACCUUGUAGUAAUGAGGGUUUGCAUGAAGUUGAAUUGCUUCUACCAUUCAUGAAGAAUACUCAGGCUGAAGCAUGCAGCCAAAAGGAUGCCGUCGGUGUUCUCAUCUUCAGUGGGUCAGUGUGCUCUUUUGCAUACUUGAACCCUAAAGAACCAGUUUCACAGGCUAUUGCUGAUAUAAAGGAUGAUAUUAUCAGGAGUCUACAAAGCAGACUGGACAUCAUCUGUGAUGAAGCAGAUGAAGAUCCAGGCCCAAUAGGUGAAGAUGAUAGGGAAGCAAUCCAACCGUCUGAAAAACCUGUUUCUAGACUUAUCUUGUGCUUGUUGAGGAAGACAUGCAGUCUUGCGUUUCCCCGAAGGUUAUUUAUUCCUUGGUUAGCUGGUACAUUUAUAUGUGACUAUUUGCAACCAUCUGAGACGCCUGAGGUCCUAAAAGAUCAUUGUGUUGAGUUGAUGUCCAUGGAAGCUCUCGCUGAUGCUUCAACUAUUCUCCAACCAGAAGUAGAAGCUCCUCCAAUGGUUGCUAAAUCUUUUUGGAAUGUUGGAGUCCCAGGUCAUUCUGCAUCUAGCUUUUCUGUAGAGAAGAGCAGAAGGAUUGACACAAGUGGUGCGCUUAGUAGCACUGGAAAUAUCAAAUCAAUAAAUUUCAAAAUGUUGGGUGCAUUUUUCUUCCUUAUUCUGUCUAUCUUUGUCGGAUUUCUGCUUCUCAAGCGAUCAUAGCUUCAGUGGAUUUUUCACUUAAAAAUCAGUGCUUUUCUUUUUAUAUAGUUCUUUUAAGGUUAUGGAGUUUCCUCUUCUUAGGUGAACCCUUAAGGUUAUGGAAUGUCUUAUUGUUCGAGUAAAUUUUGACUUAUAGGCAAGGAUAAGAACUUUAUUAUUGUUAUUUUCUUAAAACUGCCAACGUAUGUUUGAUUGUUAGAAAGUUGCUUAUUACAUCCC
Messenger RNA from Manihot esculenta (cassava), 3980 nucleotides. Its product is annotated as protein odr-4 homolog. Bases 2274 to 3761 code for a protein of 495 amino acids. The transcript is spliced from 13 exons. The record is from RefSeq and is a predicted model, not a curated record. NCBI's taxonomy places the organism in Eukaryota, Viridiplantae, Streptophyta, Magnoliopsida, Malpighiales, Euphorbiaceae. Gene Ontology annotation, biological process: intracellular protein localization. Gene Ontology annotation, cellular component: endomembrane system.